AAAACUUUACCUUUCGUCUAACGCCGUCUUUGAUAUCUCCUACACGUCGCCGUUAUUCCACACCUGUGUCAUCGUUUCGUACAAAGAAUCUCCACAUGACGUGUAUAAGUAACCGUACGUACCUAUAACCUAAACAUCACAACUGCCGUAACGGAUUUCUUACAGAACUAUGGAAUCUGUCGGGUCCAAUGACUCCAAUCAAAUAUCUCCGUACGUCAGUAACCGAGACCAACGUCACCUCUUGGCUCAUCAGCCGGUGGAAGAUCGGAUCAUUCGAGCUCUACGUCACAGGCUCCGUCUCCUCAGCCGUCCAAACGACUCUACUUUCCACGUCCUCGGUGCUACGUGUAACGUCUACACCGUGACGUUAACGGCUACACCGACUUGUACUUGUCCCGACCGUAAGAAGCCGUGCAAGCACAUUUUGUUUGUCUUAAUCCGAGUUCUCGGUAUUCCACUCGAAGACAAGUGUCUCCGCCGACGUAGACUCCGGCCAUGUCUCCUUCACCGUCUCGUCUCCGCUCCCACACGACCUGACUGCCUCGCCAGUUUCCACCUCCAGCAACGGUUUCUUCAGCUAUUCUCCACCGUCAAUUCUCAUAUCGGAGACACUACUAACUCAUCCACCACCCGUGAGCUGGAAAAUGAGAUGGAAGACGAAGCAGCAACAUGUCCAAUAUGUCUAGACGAUAUUAACGUCAUUAAAAGCACAGACGGUGAAUAUGUUGGAGGCGAGGAAAUAGAGAAGGCGGUGGUGAAAUGCAGGGUGUGCAAGAACAAAGUGCAUGAAGAAUGCAUGAUGAAGUGGAGGACGAGUCGGGGACGGAGGCCGGCGAUCUGCGUGGUUUGCCGUUCACGGUGGCGGCGAAGCAGUGCUUCUAGCAGGACUCCCAGUGUCGGUGGUAAUAACGAGAGCUUCCACGGUAAUUGUUACUUAAAUCUUGCUCCUUAUGUUAAUGGGCAGGAGGAGGAUGGGGUUGGCACGAGUCAACGGUCAUGUUGAGGAAGUUGAAAGGUUAAUUGUUAUGUCAUGUGUUAAUUGUCAAUGUCAUGUAAACAAGAUGCCCUUAACAAAAACAAAAUUGUGGAUAUAUGUAUUCAUUUAUCUAAAUCUCGUGUUGGUUUAGUAAUUAGCCGUGUUAUUCUGGUCUGAUUAUGUUUAGAAGUAUAUGUUGGGAUUGUUAAAACAAAUGUCCAACUUUCUAUUAUCCGAUUAGUAUGAUACUGUCUACUUUGAAUUUAAGAGACUGGUACACAUAAAUUUUA
This is a messenger RNA of Raphanus sativus (radish), 1266 nucleotides long. RefSeq lists its product as uncharacterized. Gene Ontology annotation, molecular function: zinc ion binding; ubiquitin protein ligase activity. Bases 170 to 1003 code for a protein of 277 amino acids. NCBI's taxonomy places the organism in Eukaryota, Viridiplantae, Streptophyta, Magnoliopsida, Brassicales, Brassicaceae. The record is from RefSeq and is a predicted model, not a curated record. The transcript has 2 exons.